AGCCAGAGCCAGGUGUUCUCUUGGUGUCCACAACGGAGGAAUGAAUCCCCUGCCAGCACUGUUGCUGUCCUUGGUCGUUGUUGCAGUCGUCGCUGACGACAGCCUCACUGAGGUGAAGAUCGAUGGUCCAGGAUGUGGGCACAGAAAUCCGCCCUACACUGAGCCCAUGAUCAGCACUUACAUCGUCAACGGAGAGCCUGCACCGCCAUAUGUGUACCCGUAUAUAUGCCUCCUGUACCAUGGCAACAUGCAGGUGUGUGGAGGGGCGCUCAUCACCAACAGCACAGGACACUACUGGUUCCUCACCGCCGGCCACUGCUUGGAGACCGGCCUAGACGCCGUCUACACUAUAAGAUGUGGGAUUUACAACACUCGAGGGCCGAGUCAGCCAUUCGAGUUUAAUCCCCAGCACCUGAGGCCGUUUGUUCACGAGGACUACGAUACAAAGACCAAACACAAUGACAUCGCCCUCUUCCCCCUGCGACAGACGGGCUUCCCCCAGGGUGACAGUGGCGGCCCACUCGUGGCUGAGAGACACGGAGAGCUGCAGUUGAUAGAGAUACAGACUGUCAUGCUCCGCUGUCUUCUGCUUCUGCCAUGCUUCCUUCCGCUGGUCAACAGUUUGCUGUUCAGUUGUGUUGGCCAAGUGUCCGUGCCAUGCGGCUCGCCUCAAGUACUACAGCGAUCCCAUCGAAUCGUAGGAGGUGAACAGUCCACCCUGGGUACGAUGCCCUGGAUGGUAGUGAUAGCUGACCGGGGAUUCUACCUGUGCGGGGGCUCCAUCAUCAGCUCACGACUGAUCCUCACUGCAGCCCACUGCUUUGACACGGAAGAAUCGCAGAAUCCCAGGAACCUGCAGGUGUACGCCGCCAAGCUCAGCCUCACCAAGGCCAACAAGGAGGAGCAGCUGCUGACAGUGCAGACACUCAUUUUGCACAAAGACUUCAACAACAUCACCGGCGCCAACGACAUCGCCCUGCUGGUGCUGGACAAGGAUCUUGUCUUCACUUCCAUCGUCGCACCCAUCUGUCUUCCCUCGUCAGGCUCAGGCUUGCUGCUGGCAUGGCGGCCAUCGUGGCGGGCUGGGGCCUCACCCUGGGUACCGGCACUGAAUACGUCCUCAAUCAGGUUCUCGUCCCCAUCGUCAGUGACGACACGUGCUCGCUCCCUGACUGGCAGGGCAGCAAGUUUCUGCCGGAAGUCACCUUCUGCGCAGGCUACGAGGAGGGCGGAAGAGACGCGUGCUCGGGGGACAGUGGGUCACCACUCAUUCGAAAUUCCAACAAUAAAUGGUUUGCUGUUGGUAUCGUCAGUAACGGCGACGACUGCGCCCUCCCACGCAAGCCUGGUAUCUACACCAACGUUUCUUACUACAUGAAGUGGAUCGAAGAUACUUUGCUCUUGAACAACCUGCCUUUUCCGUGCAACUUUCGAUGAGCUCAUUGUUAUAAUUUAUUGUAUAAAUCCUUUGUGUUGUACUGAGCAUGGGCUCCACACGCUGAGCAACCCGUGCAAACACUCACACUCACACUCACACUCACACUCACACUCACACUCACACUCACACUCACACUCACACACAUGAAGCAGUAAACACAGAUGGCUCUCUGUUUUACAAUUGGUUUAUAAUAGAAGUUUUAGUUUUCUGACGUGGCAAUAAAAGAAAAGUUUAUCAAGAAA
Pomacea canaliculata is the source of this 1680-nucleotide messenger RNA. Its product is annotated as ovochymase-1-like. NCBI's taxonomy places the organism in Eukaryota, Metazoa, Mollusca, Gastropoda, Architaenioglossa, Ampullariidae. The transcript has 12 exons. Bases 41 to 1378 code for a protein of 445 amino acids. Gene Ontology annotation, biological process: proteolysis. The record is from RefSeq and is a predicted model, not a curated record. Gene Ontology annotation, molecular function: serine-type endopeptidase activity.